Molecule: messenger RNA, 2781 nt
Organism: Rubroshorea leprosula
Lineage: Eukaryota; Viridiplantae; Streptophyta; Magnoliopsida; Malvales; Dipterocarpaceae
Source: the annotation of a GenBank genome assembly
GGGGUUUGUUUCAAUUCAAUGUUGGGCCUUUUUAAAACAGGAACGCCGUCGGAUCAUCAAAUCGGGGUUCCGUUGCCAGACAAAAAGACAUUGGAGUUAAUUCUCGACAAGCUUCAAAAGAAAGACACGUAUGGGGUGUAUGCAGAGCCUGUUGAUCCUGAGGAGCUUCCAGACUAUCAUGAUGUAAUUGAGCAUCCAAUGGACUUUGCCACAUUGAGGAAGAAGCUGGGAAAUGGGUCCUAUUCUACCUUGGAACAAUUUGAGAGUGACAUCUUCCUAAUAUGCUCAAAUGCAAUGCAAUACAAUGCACCUGAUACCAUAUAUCAUAAACAGGCACGUGCAAUCCAAGAGUUGGCAACAAAAAAAUUUCAAAAGUUAAGGAUUAAUGUAGAACGCUCUGAGAAAGACAGCAAGUCAGAACAAAAAACAAAAGCAAGUUUCUCAUCAAAGAAGCAAAUGAAGAAGCCUUUUGGCCGAACCACACAGGAACCUGUUGCUUCUGAUUUCUCUUCAGGAGUCACUCUUGCUACUGCUGGAGAUAUGCAGAACGCUUCCAUUACCAUUCAACCUAAUGGUUGUGACAAGCCUAGCAAUACAGAUAUUUUUGUAGAGGGACACUCUUCCCUGCUUGAUAAUAAUCUAGAGAAGGCAGAAGAACUAUCUUCAGGGAAGGGUCUUUUACCUAAAUUUGGGAGGAAGUCUGUUGUUCUUGAUGAGAACCGUCGAGCAACAUACAACAUGUCCAAUCAACCUGUAGUCAGAUCGGACUCAAUAUUUACAACUUUUGAGGGUGAAAUCAAGCAGCUGAUUCCCGUUGGGCUUCAAACAGAAUAUUCUUAUGCUAGGAGUCUGGCUCGCUUUGCUGCAACUCUUGGCCCUGUUGCAUGGAAAGUUGCCUCCAGGAGGAUUGAGCAAGCAGUGCCUGCAGGCUGUAAGUUUGGUCGUGGAUGGGUUGGAGAGUAUGAGCCACUGCCCACACCAGUAUUAAUGCUUGAGAAUUGUCCACACAAAGAAUAUUCAAUGUUUACAAGGUCACAGCAUUCAGCUGAUCUGCAGAAGGAAAAUUUAACUCAUAAGAGACCUGUUCCAGCUAAAGAGAAUCCUGUUAAGGAGCCUGUUUCUGUAAGCAACUCAUCUUCAUUUCGUGUGUCGAGUGGGUCAUCUAGUGAAGGAAAAUCGUCUAUAUUUGCUUCUGGUGUAUCAAAGCCUGGUAACCCUGUUAAUGCUAUUUAUCAGCAGAAAAAGUCGUCUCCCAGGAUAUAUGGUAAGCCUGAGAAUAAGGUUUCAAAGCAAGUGGAGUUGAAUUUGCCACCCCCAGCCAAUCAAACUAAUGCUAAUGUUAUUGCUAAGAAGCAGAGUUCAAAUAAACCAGAAAUUGCUUGUUCAAGAGAGACAGUAAUGAGGAAUAUGGGUCCUGGCCAAUCUAUACCUUCAAAGCCAGUGGAAAAUAAAGGAGUUGGUAAUGACAAUUUGCCUAAUGGAAAAACUCCCAAUCAAGUUGUUAGAGCAGCAAACUACUUUCCCCAUGGACAGGAGCAGGGUCUUAGUGAUCCCAUUCAAGUGAUGAGGAUGUUAACUGAAAGGGCUCAAAAACAGCAGAAUUCAUCAAAUCAACCCACAGCUGACACUCCACCUGCUAUGCCAUCAGUUCCAUUUACAAAAAGAGAUGACUCAAGCAGUGCUGCAGCAGCUGCUCAUGGAUGGAUGUCCAUAGGUGCGGGAGGAUUUAAGCAAGUAACCGAAAGUUCCAGCACUCCCAAGGGCCAGAUAUCUGCAGAUUCUUUGUAUAAUCCAGCUAGAGAUCACCCCCAAAUUCAGCUAGUUCGAGGGGAGUUUCCUAUAUCUAUGGGGAUGCAAUUUCAAUCCCAGUCUCAGUCUCCAAAUAAUAGUUUUCCCCUUCAGGCUUUUGCACCACAACCCCUUCGUCUUGUAGAAGCUCAGUUGCAAAACCGACCAAUGGUUUUCCCACAAAUAGUAGCAACUGACUUGUCUAGAUUCCAGGUCCAGUCCCCAUGGCGAGGUUUUAGCCCACAGACACAGCCAAGGCAGAAGCAGGAAUCUCUUCCUCCUGACUUGAAUAUUGGUUUCCAAUCUCCAGGGUCUCCUGCGAAACAGUCUUCAGGUGUUCACGUGGACUCCCAGCAGCCUGAUCUGGCUCUGCAGCUGUGAGUAUGAAUUGGACUUCAAACAAAGUGCACAAACUGCAAACGUCUCCGAGGUAAACUCCAGUUCACAUCUCAGGGAAACGAAAAUUUUGGUUGCCUAUACUCUGGAAUGCUGAAUGGCAAUGAUGCCAUUUCAUUCCACGCUACAGUUGCUGGUAUGUUGAUCCAACUCAAUGUAGCAGUUUAUUCCCCAGGUUGGAUUACUUAAAAGGGACUGGAUUCAGUCUUUGACUCUGGUUUUACCAUAGUACAAGGAUAUUUUGCAGUCACAUGAGAAGGGUUGUGCUCCAGGGGACCUGGGGGAGGAAGAUAAUUUUGAGUAGAGCUACUUAUUUUCUGUCUCCAUUCCUAACAAGGAUUGCUGACUCAGCAUGGCACGCAUAUGUAGAGCAAAGCUAAAAUCUUUGAAAAGAGUUGAGCAGAUCAAUUGAUUUUACAAUUGUUGUCGAUUUACUAGGUCCUUUGUUAGAUAAUAACAUGUAUGGUGCCGUGUACAUCAGAUACAGGUGGAUGAGAAAUUAGUUGCUUAGAUUUCAGAUGACUUUACGUCUCGACUGUUAUUCUAUUGUUACUUUCCCCCUUUCAUUCAAUACGUAGUAAGUAGUACUUUUGUGUA